Messenger RNA from Camellia sinensis, 1296 nucleotides. Its product is annotated as NADP-dependent D-sorbitol-6-phosphate dehydrogenase. The record is from RefSeq and is a predicted model, not a curated record. Gene Ontology annotation, molecular function: aldose-6-phosphate reductase (NADPH) activity. NCBI's taxonomy places the organism in Eukaryota, Viridiplantae, Streptophyta, Magnoliopsida, Ericales, Theaceae.
UUCAUAUCAUCAUCAAAGCUCCGAAACACACACAGCCAAAAGCUCUGAGUCUGAAGCUUUUUGGGUACUCUCGAAAAUGGCGAUAACACUCAACAAUGGCUUCAAGAUGCCGAUGAUCGGCCUCGGCGUCUGGCGUAUGGAUGGCAAAGACAUCAAAUCCCUCCUUUUCAACGCUCUCAAGUUGGGGUACCGCCACUUCGACUGUGCUGCUGAUUACAAGAAUGAACCAGAAGUUGGUGAGGCACUUGCAGAAGCAUUUCAGACAGGGCUUGUUAAGAGGGAGGACCUUUUCAUUACUACCAAGCUUUGGAAUUCGGAUCAUGGACAUGUUGUUGAAGCCUGUAAAGACAGUUUGAAGAAGCUUCAGCUAGGUUAUUUGGAUCUAUACCUCGUUCACUUCCCUAUAGCCACGAGGCAUACUGGAGUUGGUACAACUGACAGUGCUUUGGGUGAUGAUGGUGUGCUGGACAUAGACACAACGAUAACCUUGGAAACUACCUGGCAUGCUAUGGAAAGCCUGGUUUCAAUGGGUUUGGUUCGCAGCGUAGGGAUCAGCAACUACAACAUCUUCUUAACUAGAGAUUGCUUGGCUUAUUCCAAAGUGAAGCCUGCUGUGAACCAGAUUGAAACACACCCCUACUUCCAGCGUGAUUCGCUUGUCAAAUUCUGUCAAAAGCAUGGUAUCUGUGUCACAGCCCACACACCUCUAGGAGGCGCUGUGGCUAACACCGAAUUGUUUGGUACUGUAUCAUGUUUGGAUGAUCCCGUUCUCAAAGGUCUAGCGGAGAAAUACAAAAAGACUGUGGCCCAGAUUGUUCUGCGCUGGGGUAUCCAACGGGGUACUGUUGUCAUUCCAAAGUCAUCAAAAAUCGAGAGAUUGAAGGAGAAUAUCCAAGUGCUUGACUUCGAGUUGACCAAGGAGGACAUGGACCUGAUCAAAAGCAUUGACAGGAACUAUCGGACUAAUCAACCUGCGAAAUUUUGGGGCAUUGAUGUAUAUGCAUAACUAUGGCAAUUGUGAGUGAGUGAUUCGUUUCAUGUUAUGCUGAAGAAUAAAAUGUGAAGAAACGGUGAUUUUCAGAAGUUGGUUAGAUCUAUCAAUGAUUCUAUACAUAGAACACAUUUAAAACUUAUGACGAAACUGAUCCACCACCCUGAAAUUACAUGCCGGUGGAACCAUGUGGUGGAUUGAACUUUGGACAAUUAAAGCCACUUUGGAUGCUAGAUGUCAUCAUGCAAUGCUUGUUAAAACUAGUUAUGAGAUGCUUGUGUAUUGUUUUGUUCGGUUCUGGCUUC